GCUGGAUGAUGGAGGCCGACACAACAUGUUGGUUCACCACGGGGGAGAGAUUAAUGUCCUGACGAGCGCGAGAGUUCAGCACGACAUGAUGCAGCAGAGUCCGUCAGUCUGCGACGAACCAGAUGAGUAGGAACCAGGAAGUGACUGCGACCACAUGACAGGACGUCACAUGACGAUGACGCGCGGCCGCGUUCACGGUCUGUGGGGGAAAAAAUCGUGACCUGCGAAAGCGACAGCAGCGCCCCCUACAGGUCGGACUGAGGCUGAGAGGUGACGAUCAGUGUUGAAGUAGACUCACCUGGUGACUGGAUUAUCAGGUGUGUGUCACAGAGGAGGCCGCAGGUUCACCGCUCGUCUCCGUUAAGACAGAAAGAAAGCGUCCUGUUUCACUAUGUGGCUUCUGCUUUCCAUCUGCGUCUCCACAGUUGGUUGUUUGCCCAUAAAUCAAACCCAGGAUGCGAUUACUCCGACACCAGGGGUUACCAUCUUUUUCCGGCCACCACAGGGAGCCAGUGCAGAAACGUUAGAGGAGCUUAAAGGAGACAUGGUUGUCCAAGAGGGAGACAUUCUCAUACCGGAGGACAGGAACGCUGUGGAGACCCUGUGGCCGGACGCCGUCGUCCCGUACGUCAUCAGCGGCGAACUGGCUCAUCGAGAGCCGGACAUCGACGCCGCUUUCAAAAUGAUAUCGGACGUCACGUGUAUCCGCUUCAAGAAACACAGCGCGGAGCUGAGCUACCUGAAGAUCCAGGACGGCAAUGGCUGUGCGUCCUUUGUCGGCUGUCGAGGAGGAGCCCAGCCGCUGUACUUCACCCAGAGCUGCACCGUGGGGAACCUCUGCCACGAGGCGGUCCACGCGCUGGGACUGCAUCACGAGCACACGCGCAUGGACCGGGACCAGCACAUCACCGUGCAGUGGCAGAGCAUCAUUCCUGAGAGAAAAAAUAACUUCAAGUUGCUGCGCGGGAACACUCUGAACCUGCCCUACGACCUGAACUCCAUCACGCACUACGGCCAGUUCUUCUUCACUGCUGACGGCAGUCCGACCAUGUUGUCCAAGCGGGACGGAGGGCAGAUGGGUCAGAGGACACACCUGAGCCAGCUGGACAUCCAGAGACUGAACACACUCUACCACUGUGAUGAGCGGAUGAAAUCACAGUGAGCAGACUUGCUGCUGGUUUACCUGCACGUGCCUUGAGAUUUAAUAAAAAAAAUUAUAUCU
Messenger RNA from Scophthalmus maximus (turbot), 1222 nucleotides. RefSeq names its product hatching enzyme 1.2-like. Gene Ontology annotation, molecular function: metalloendopeptidase activity; zinc ion binding. The coding region runs from base 392 to 1162 and encodes 256 amino acids. Gene Ontology annotation, biological process: proteolysis. The transcript is spliced from 11 exons. The record is from RefSeq and is a predicted model, not a curated record. Lineage: Eukaryota; Metazoa; Chordata; Actinopteri; Pleuronectiformes; Scophthalmidae.